Lethenteron reissneri (Far Eastern brook lamprey) is the source of this 7115-nucleotide messenger RNA. RefSeq names its product transient receptor potential cation channel subfamily M member 2 (gene TRPM2). NCBI's taxonomy places the organism in Eukaryota, Metazoa, Chordata, Hyperoartia, Petromyzontiformes, Petromyzontidae. Gene Ontology annotation, cellular component: plasma membrane. Gene Ontology annotation, molecular function: ligand-gated calcium channel activity. The record is from RefSeq and is a predicted model, not a curated record. Gene Ontology annotation, biological process: calcium ion transmembrane transport.
AUGCACCUUCAUUCUUAUGUAACACAGCAUUAGACGACAGUGCUUUAGUGUUGGGCGCUAUUGUCCCUUGCGGCGCUUGCAAACAUACACCAUGUUUGGCCAAGGUGCUGGGCUCUGAGUGGGUAAUAAGAGGUGAAAGGUGAUGAUGAAAUGCGACCACGCCUCGUACCUGCCGAACACCUGCGUCUGUUCCUGACAGUUCUGAAUACGCGUCCGUUAUAACCACACGUGCGGGCUGGACACCUUCUAACCUAUAUAUUACAUUGUACAUUCAGAGCAGAUGCACAGCACAAACAGACUUUUAGGAGUCUGUGAUGUCAAAGCUAAAGGACUCCAGCCGGGUGGCGCCUUCACUGGAGGUGAGCAGGGCAUCCACUCCGCUGCCGGGCAUUGGAGGAGCAAGCCACACGGAGCACGCUGAUGGGGGCCUCAAAAAGACAACCAGCUUCACAGGGAAGAGGAGCCGAAUCACCAACGCCACCCUGCCCGAGGAGAAGGAAGCAGUUAGAGCCUGGAUAAGCCAGAAUAUCAAAAUGAAGGUGUGCUGCUGGUACAUGGAGUCUUCAACAGCUGGGGUGUGUGAGUGCAGGCACCCGCGUUCUGAGCAUGCCUCCACCGCACUGCGCAAGCCCACUCUGCUGGGAGAGAAAUGGGAGCCCGCCAAGCACACUGUGAAAGAGCCCACCAAUGCGUUCGGAGACAUCCAAUUCACCGGCCUUGGCCAGAGGCUUGGCAAAUUUGUGCGCGUAGGCAACGACACGGAGCCCAGCGUGCUCUUCAAGCUGAUGAUGGAGCACUGGCACCUGGACGUGCCCAACCUGCUCAUCUCGGUCACGGGCGGGGCCAAGAACUUCCACCUGAAGCCCCAGCUGAGAACCAUGUUUCGCCACGGCCUCAACAAGACCGCACGCAGCACAGGAGCGUGGAUAAUCACGGGUGGCUCCUACGCCGGCGUGAUGAAGUACGUGGGCGAGUCGGUGAGGGAUUUCGCCUUGGCCAGUGGCUCCAAGGAAGGCAAGAUCGUGGCGAUUGGCAUAGCAACCUGGGGCAUCAUUCACAACAAGGGGCACCUCAUAGACGCGCAGGGCAAGUUUCCGGCAGAGUAUCCCAUGGACGAGGCUGGCCAGGGGCGACUCUCCUGCCUGGACAACAACCAUUCUCACUUCAUCCUGGUGGACAACGGCACGCACGGCCAGUACGGCGUGGAGAUCGUGCUGCGCGCCCGGCUCGAGCAGUACAUCUCCACGCAGCACACGGGAAGCGGCGGUGUGGGGAGUGUUCAGAUCCCUAUCGUGUGUCUGGUGCUGGAGGGUGGCGUGGGAACCUUAGACACGAUGUUCAAUGCGAUGAACAACAACACGCCGUGCGUGGUGGUGGAGGGCUCGGGGAGGGUGGCCGAUGUCAUCGCCAGCGUGGCCGCGCUGCCUCCCACCGGCAUCACCCUCGCCGUCAUCCGUGAGCAGCUGCACAACUUCCUGGGCAAGGAGGCAGAGUCCUUCUCGGAAGCUCGCAUCGCAGAGUUGACCUCGAAGAUUCAAGACAUUGUGAACAUGAGUCAUCUGCUCACUGUCUUUGAUGACAAGGAGGGUGGACCGGGCAUCGAUGUGGCAAUCCUCAAGGCUCUGCUCAAGGCCAGCAGAGGUGAAGCCAACAAAGCCCAGGAGAGCUGUGACCACCAACUGCGACUGGCUUUGGCCUGGAACCGUGUGGACAUUGCAACCAGCGAGAUUUUUACCGACGACCGCAAAUGGCAGACGGGCGACCUGGAGCAGGUCAUGGAUGCUGCCCUGCUGGAGAACCGGCCCGAGUUUGUGUCCCUCUUUGUGGAGCAUGGCCUGAUCCUGAGGGAAUACCUCACCUGGGCCCGCCUCGAGUCCCUCUACAACGGGGCACCCGCCUCCUCCCUGCUGCACAUUCUGCUGAGGCGCAUUUCUGAGGGCGAGAAAUCCCCCGCGGAUCCACACAGGAGAUGGAUCUCCACGCUGCCCAUGGCGCCAAAGCGAACGAACCACUUUAGUUUGUACCACAUCUCCUUGCUGAUCCGCGAGCUGCUCGGCGACAGCACCUCCAUGUUGUACGGGAACAAGAUGUCCAGAUUCUCCAAACUGUCGCCCAACAGCAAGAACACCAGCUCCACCAAGGGUGGGACGUCAUCGGAGUUCAAAGGACAAACAUACAAUGAAGGGCAGCUGUACUGCCCUGACCCUGAGCGUGACCUCUUCAUCUGGGCAGUGCUGCUGAAUCGCAGGGAGCUCGCCAACUUCUUUUGGAGUCAGGGCAAGGACUGCAUGGCUGCGGCAUUGAUGGCGAGCAAGCUGCUGAAGGCCAUGGUGCAGGAGGAGGACGACUCGGACCGGACAAGCGACAUGCUGGCUCAGGCUGACAACUACGAGCAGCUCGCCAUUGGAUUGUUGGACGAGUGCUACAAGGACGAUGAGCUGCGGGCACAGAAGCUGCUGAUUCGCCAGCUCCACUCGUGGGGCGGCGCGACGUGCCUCAGCAUGGCCUACCACGCCAACAACAAGAGCUUCUUCUCCCACAGUGGAGUGCAGGCCCUGCUUACCCAGAUCUGGUGGGGUGGCAUGUCUGUGGACCUGAAGACCUGGAGAGUCAUUCUGUGCAUUAUCUUCCCAUUGCUCAUCUACACUCGUAUCAUCACAUUCAGUGAGGAGCAAGAGAUGCAGAAAAUUCGGAUUUCCCAAGUGAGCUCCGCGUGGAACAGAGCACAGCCGAUCUCGGACGAGGAAACUGGGAAACACAACCUGUCAUUGCCCACAGCAUCCAUAAAGAAUGUGGCGAGCAAGCGCUCUCUGACUAUCACGGUGUUCCAGCGUUGGCGGAACUUUUGGACGGCGCCCAUCACAGUCUUCUGGGCCAACGUGGUGUCUUACUUCAUCUUCCUAUGGCUCUUCGCCUACGUGAUCAUCAUGGACUUCCAGUAUACGCCCGAUUGGCCCGAGUACCUCCUCUACGCUUGGGUCCUGUCGCUCAUCCUGGAGGAGCUGCGUCAGGUUUUCACUGACCCAGAGAAAGCAGGGCAAUGGAAGGCUGCAGUCCGCUACAUCAAAGACAUCUGGAACCGUAUCGACAUGCUGGCCUUACUUCUCUUUACAAUCGGAGUCAUAUGCAGGCUCAUCCCGAACAGCAUAAACGAAUCGACAUUCCAGGCUGGCCGCUCCGUGCUCUGUGUGGAUUACAUGGUCUUCUGUCUCCGCUUGAUGCACAUCUUCACCGUCAACAAAACCCUAGGGCCGAAGAUCAUCAUUGUCAAACGCAUGGUAAAGGAUAUCUUCUUCUUCCUGUUCCUGCUGGGCGUGUGGGUGGUGGCCUACGGAGUGGCCACUCAGGGGAUUCUCAUCCUCAACGAGCAGCGGCUGGAUUGGAUCUUUCGUGGAGUCGUCUAUCAGCCCUACUUGCUCAUCUUCGGACAGUUCCCCACCAGGGUUGACAGUACCACGUUUGACACCACGUCGUGCACGAACAACGGCAUUAACACCAGCCAGCCCAGGUGUCCGGUGCUGGGCGUAGACUGGCUCACCAUCCUGCUCACCUGCCUCUACCUGCUGUUUGCCAACAUCCUGCUGCUCAACCUGCUGAUCGCCAUGUUCAACUACACCUUCCAGUUGGUGCAGGACAACACGGACACCAUCUGGAAGUUCCAGCGGUACGAGUUGGUGAACGAGUACCACAGCCGGCCCUCCCUGGCACCGCCGCUCAUCGUCUUCAGCCACGUCUACUUAUUUGUGAGACGGUUCAUCCUCAAGAAGCCCCAACACAAGCACGAGGACUUCAAGAAGGGUUUCAGUGAGUCGGAGGAGCGCGAGUUUCUGGCAUGGGAGAGCAUCAUGCGGGAGAGCUACGUGGCGAGCCAGCUCACCGAGAAGAGCCAGAGACUGGAGGAGAGGAUUAAGUCGACGGCAGAGAAGAUGGACUCGGUGAUGCAGUUCCUGGAUGUUUCUGGGGAGGGCAGAACGGCUGCGUUGGAGGUCCGGCUCCAUCAGAUAGAAGAGAAGCUGGGUAUAACAGUUGAUGCGCUCGAUUGGAUCACCAAGGCUCUCUGUGACAAAGGCAUUGGCACCAAGGAGACGAGGCCUGCCCUCAAGUCCCCGACAGUGAAGGGCCAAAAGAAGUGAAGAGAAGCCACUGCUUUUAAAUGCAGACAAGGAAACACGGCCAUUUCGCCCAAGCCAAGCCAUUGGUUCACGUGCACGCACCAGCGGAGCAGCCUACGCGUCGAUGCUGCAGGGAAACCUUCGCAGGAGUGAAACAAGUUCUGUAGAUAUUUCAAAAAAUGUGCGCCAUGGUGUACACUGCACAAAAAACGCCUUUUCCUGUUAUGAAAGCCAAAAUACAAACAAAACAAGGUUGACUGUAGCACUUUAACUUUGAUGACAGCAUUUAGGAACUGAGUUGGAUCGUAGAUUGAGUUCGUUAGCAGCUGAAUGUAUUUUUUGUAUUAAUUCAUGUGGCAGUGGGCAGGGGAGUGAUCCUAUAAUUUCUAGAUUUGUUUUUCUUCCGCGUGUCACCUUUUAAUGUUGUCUAACUCUGAUUGCGAGUGCGUUAAUAAUGCAUUAACUCCGUCCGCCUGUGUCCGCCUCUCAAUAAGGCUCAUGAAGUCACAGUACAGUAACAGCAACUCUCGUAAAACGGAUCCAGUGUGAAUGAAACGUAACGAUAGUUUUUUCUUGCUAUUGUGGACAAAUCCUACAGACAACCGGUGGGGCAGUUGGCCACUGCGUCAACGGCGUUGAUCGAAGCUCGGCUUUGAAGGCCAGUGAUGAUUAGGAGAGCCUCUCUUUCGGCAAGGGGCAACGACCACGGAACAUCAAUCUGUGGCAUCGCGUUACAUGCGUCGUCCUCUCGCAACAAUAAUUGGCGCGUCAUUGGACGACUCCAUUGCACGCGCGACAAUUGAAUUUAUGUUGCCGUGUCGCGUGGUGGAGAGAUAAAAACUAAAAAAUAUAUUUGCCGGAUUGUUACACAACUUCCCCCAAAUCAUAAAUAAAGACUCAAAUUAUCAUUGACAUUGAAUGUAUGGAAAAUGAUAAGGACAGCAUGUUAAAGGCAGCUGCUGAUGAGAUGCCCGUGUGGAGGUGUUGAAUUAAUGUCUGCAUGCCCCAGAGUUGGACUACCCAACAACACGUGUAGACUACCACGAAUGCUUAUCCAUCUCCAGCGUGUGGUUAGGUAGGUACAGGGUCUGAGUACAGUUUGAUUAUGGGGGUUCUUCAGUGUAGAUGACGAUGGUAAGUCCCUCAUCCUCAGUUUUCUUUUGGUUACACCCCAGAAUUCCUCCAUGCAUGAUGCCGGAGCCGUACAAUGUUUUGUUGUGACAUUGUCACACACACCCUUGUGCUGUUUGUUUACUGUUUUUUUGUGUUGUGGUAAAAACAAAUGUAUCUCAAGAUUUUGAACCCAUCUUUUUGCAGUCUGCAGGAAGACUUGGUGAUUAAUAUAAUUUAUAUUUAUAGUGUGCAUUCACUCAAUGCGCUUGACGUAGUUUACGAAACGAUGACAAUGGAAUGAUGUAGUUGAUUGGGGCGUACGAGGAUGGAGGAAUGAGUGACAGCGAUAGAGGGAUACUUAGGGAUCACGAAAGGGCUGUUCGGGAGGGACGGGAAGGAAUGGAGGAGCGAGGAGAGGGAAGAUAAUGGGCAAUGGAGAAGAGGUGAAGCUUUAAUAGAUGACUGCUCAGUGUAUGGUUGUGACACCUGCACAAGUCUUCAUAACAAAGCUAGAGGUAUGUGACAAUGCGACCGAUUCAUGGUGUCGGUGAUGCAACCAUCGCAUCAGCAAACUAAGCACAUGGCCGAAAUACAACCAGUCGAGUGAUAUUUGAUAACACACACGAUAUUAAAUGUCAUUGUUAAGUCUGUUAAUAUUCAAAUUCUAUAACAGCACUGGUAAUUUGGCAUUUAUUACUGCAGUACUGUAUUGUAUACAUGGUAAAUUUCACAUCAGUCAGAUACAAUAUAAGGAUCUGUCGUGAAUGCUAUAUUGUCAUGUAUGUACACUGUUGGAAAGCUUGAUGAAUAUUUCACAAAAUUGUGUUCAAUGUAAAAUCUGAUUCAUCACGAUAAUGUGUCACUACUUUAUAAUCUUCUCAUUAUAUUUUAUCACAUUAUUUCGGCAUAUAUUGAGGUGGAGCAGUGGCACAGUGAUUAAAGCACUGCACUAUGACCCAUGUAACCCAAGUUCAAUGCCCAGCCAUGGCUAAGAUCAAUGGCAAGUCGAUAUAUGUAGAGUUAUACCUCGGUUAACAAAGUAGAUGCUUUCGAUGAUGUCACUUCCUUAUCAGAAAGGUCAAUACCAGAGGUAGAUAUGGGAGGCAUAAGGAUGCGUUCCAGGACUUCAGAGAAGGGGGCUACAAUAGUAAAACAUUGCUGCACAGUGGCUUUCACGUCUGCUUGUUUUAAAAUUGUCUCUAAGAUGGACUGCGCCAACCAUAACGCGCCACUUCAGGUUUCAUCUCCCUCGCCUCUACCCGUCCUCCUUACCAUCUGCAUUUUGGUUUCCAGAGAUGAAUUUGCGCUGCAUUCUUUGCCCAAUGAGGCAACUAGCACGAGACGGUCGGUUGGAUGACAUAAUGGGGGAAGCUAAAUAACUUUAAUCACUGCAAAAAACAUGAUGACAUUCCAGCGAGUUCAAGCAAUGGCGGGCAGGGGGAGAGGGAGGUCUCGCGAUGCUCUUCGCUGAUCGGCUGUUGGUAAUGUCCAGUAAACAGACCCCACUCAAUUGCGGUUUACAGGACACGUGCAGCGUUUAAAACAUUCAUUUGAAUCGAUUUGCAUUAUUUCCCAUUUUCGAUUAUACUAUUUGUACAAAAAUAUGGGGGGGGGGGGUGAAAAUGGACCCUCCACGGCCGACUAUAAAGGAGCUUUGUCCCCAGAGGAUUCGUCAACCGAGGUAUUUAUGCACCUCCGAUUAGCACGGUUCGCUACGUAUGGUUCGAAAGAAGUUCAACAUACAUGCUGUUUAACACGUCGGCUUAACACGUAGUCUUUCGCGACCAAUAUUAUUAAUAAUCAACGUUUUUGGGUUAGAUCGCGUUAUUCAUAAAUGUGUCGUAACCCUCCACCACCCGACACGGCCAAUCAGCAAAAAAGUGUCACGUU